AAACCGUGCAUGUACGAAAUUCAUAGCUAAUAACAGUCAAUCAGAAUAACCACGCGUGAGGUUAAUUUAAAUAGCACCUCAGAGCAUCAAGGUUUUAGGAGAGCAAAUAUUAAUUGCCGCAUUCAUCCAGUGACAUGGACGCUUAUUUUGUAACACCGGUAGCGGUGAUUAUUUUUGCGCUUCUUUGUGUAUCGCAAGCAGAUAAUAACCAGUCUGCCAUUGGAAAGUGUCACUUUUUUGCUAAUAAUCGAGUAGAAUGCAUGGGACAGCUUCGAUGUCGUCCAUCAGAACACGCGAGGAAUACCUUAGCGGAUGUUGUACAAGCGUGUGUUGAUCGAAUUGAAAAGUCAAAUGGAACAUGGAAUCAGAACCAAGGAAUUGUCCCGGCUGAAUACGCCAGAAUGCCAUCUUCUAAUGAGCUCGUAGCAAUCUGCGAGUUUUUCCGCAGUGGACUGUUUUCCUGUGUCGCUGGAUCCCGGUAUGCGGGUAACUUUUGGAACGGAAAUUUCAAGGGUUCUUUAAAUUCGGCUUUCGACCUGGGUCAAGAUCGCUGGUGGUUCCAGCAGCAAACCACCACAACCACAACUACCACGACGACCACCACUACCACUCCCGCCCCGGUGCCCAGUUACGUCCGACCGGAAGAUGACAACACCGAGGACAAUGUCGUAGUGCAGGAGACUGAUGAAAACAGUACUGAACGGGAACGAUUCCGUGAGCCUCUCAGUGGCACUGACACCGACCAAGUCGGCAUUCGAGAAGGCGAUGGUGACACGGGGCUGUCUGCAAGCGGGGAUGGAAGCUACCGAAGUGUUAUUUAUACCGUCGUGCCUCGUAAUGUCAUCGUUUGUGAAUAUUUUACCAAUGGUGAGGUCAUAUGUCGCAACUGUACGGAGCGCUUCCGAAGGGUUGUCACAGAGCAGGGAGUGGAUGCUAAUCGACGGGAUUACAACUGCACCGAACCGAGAAAUGGUCCCCCAGUAAAACGCUGGGAGGCAGACAAUGGAAUUCUGGAUGCGGUCCCCGAUGCGUCAGCGGAAUCGCAGAUUGUGGCGGCUACAUGCAUUUUUGACAAAGCGUCGCGCACAUAUGAAUGCCAUGGAACAAGUGCUUUGUGCCCCGACAAUCAAAGUCAGAGGAGUCUAAGCAAUAAAUGUCUUAGCGGACGCCGGUGGACCGGAGAUUUCAGCGGGGACUUCAGUUACAUGCUCAAGCAUUAAUGUAUUUUGUCCGACAUUUGCUUAUUAAGAGCACAAUCCAUAAGAGUCACCAGUUACUAUAAAGAUGUUUGUAUAAUAAAUAUAUACAGUCCAAUAAGGGCACCUUGCAAGACCAAGUUGCGAACUUGCGAACAAGUUUGAUUGAGCCUCUAAUUGUGUUUGCGAUCAUGCUACAGUAUGCGUAUAACUGUGACCUUUCCUGGAUUAAAAGUAUCAAAUGCACUAUUAAAGAAUUUUUUUUA
Molecule: messenger RNA, 1462 nt
Organism: Paramacrobiotus metropolitanus
Lineage: Eukaryota; Metazoa; Tardigrada; Eutardigrada; Parachela; Macrobiotidae
Exons: 4
Coding region: 135-1220 (361 amino acids)
Source: RefSeq, a predicted model, not a curated record